Molecule: messenger RNA, 2181 nt
Organism: Cryptococcus wingfieldii CBS 7118
Lineage: Eukaryota; Fungi; Basidiomycota; Tremellomycetes; Tremellales; Cryptococcaceae
Product: homoaconitase, mitochondrial
Exons: 4
Coding region: 1-2181 (726 amino acids)
Biological process (GO): L-lysine biosynthetic process
Molecular function (GO): homoaconitate hydratase activity; 4 iron, 4 sulfur cluster binding
Source: RefSeq, a predicted model, not a curated record
AUGUUUCGAGCCUGCCGGGUGUCCAUAAUACCCCGCCACCGCUGGGCUGCGCGAUCUUUCGCCACCGCCACCACGCCCCAGACUGUCAUCGAGAAAAUCGUGCAAAAGUACGCUGUUGGGCUAUCCGAGGGGUCCAAGGUACGCGCUGGUGACUAUGUCAUGAUCAAGCCAGAGCAUGUCAUGACCCAUGACAACACUGGCCCCGUUAUCAGCAAGUUCUUGUCGCUCAAGUGCUCCAAGCUGGACAACCCGCGCCAGCCGGUGUACACCCUGGAUCACGAUGUCCAGAACCAAUCGGAUGUCAACCAAAACAAGUACAAGAAGAUUGAAGCGUUUGCCAAGGAGCACGGUGUCGACUUUUACCCUGCUGGAAGAGGUAUUGGGCACCAGAUUGUGGUGGAAGAAGGCUAUGCUUGGCCGGGAAAGAUGGUGGUCGCGAGUGACAGUCACUCAAAUCACUAUGGUGGUGUAGGGUGUCUUGGUACUGCUAUCGUACGAACAGAUGCUGCUGGUAUUUGGGCCACGGGCAAGUUCUGGUGGCAGAUCCCACGUAUCGUCCAGGUCUCUCUCGACGGCAAGCUCUCCCCCGGUGUCACCGGUAAGGACGUCAUUGUCGCUCUCGCCGGUCUCUUCAACAAGGACGAGGUCCUCAACGCUGCUAUUGAGUUCACUGGUUCCGGUGUCGAACACUUGUCUAUUGACGAGCGUCUCACUAUCGCCAACAUGACCACCGAAUGGGGAGCUGUGUCUGGUGUCUUCCCCGUAGACGGCAAGCUUGAAGAGUGGUACAAGUCCAACAUCCGCAAGGCCGAGCUCCGCAAGUUUAUCCAACCCACUGUCCCUUCCGCUCUCGAGUCUGAAGGACACCCCCGGUUGAACUCUACGCGACUCGCCGACGCUAUUGAAAACCGAGCCGUCGCUGAUGAAGGUGCGCAAUACGCCGCUCGUCUCUCGCUCGAUCUUUCUACCCUUGUCCCCCACGUCUCUGGCCCCAACUCUGUCAAGGUCGCUACCGCCCUCCCCAAGCUCCUCGAUCCGCCUAUCCCCAUCCACAAGGCCUACCUUGUAUCGUGUACCAACUCUCGAGCUUCCGACCUUGCCGCUGCUGCCGCUGUGCUGAGAGGCAAAAAGGUCGCGCCCGGGGUCGAAUUCUACAUUGCGGCUGCUUCCAGCCGAGUGCAAGAAGAUGCCGAAGAGGCCGGAGACUGGCAAGUGCUUGUGGAUGCUGGUGCCAAGACUCUGCCAGCGGGGUGUGGUCCUUGUAUCGGUCUCGGUGUUGGUCUGUUAGAAAAGGGUCAGGUCGGUAUUUCUGCCACGAACCGUAACUACAAGGGUCGAAUGGGUUCUCCCGAGGCUAUUGCCUACCUCGCUUCCCCUGCUGUCGUCGCGGCGUCAGCGGCGAAGGGUGUGAUCUGUGGACCCGACUCGAUGGACUUGGCCAAGCUGCCUCAGUAUGAGCAGCCCAAGUUUUCCAUUCUCGAGUCUGGGGAGGAGAGUGCCGAGGAGAAGCCGGUGGUGGUGGAUGAGGCGUCUUUGGAGCCGCUGCUGGAAGGAUUCCCGGCGUACUUUGAAGGCCCGUUGAUGUUUGCGCCUCAAGACAACUUGACAACGGACGGAAUGUACCCUGGUAAAUAUACUUACCAGGAUGACAUUACGCCCGAGAGGCAGGCUGAGGUCGUUAUGGAAAACUACGACCCAGCAUUCGCCGCUACCGCUGCUACUCUCCGCGCUACCCUCCCCCCUCCCAUCGCCUCAUCAUCCACCAAGCCCGGCCCCAUUCUUCUGUCUGGUUACAACUUUGGUACCGGUUCUUCGCGAGAGCAAGCUGCCACGGCCAUCAAGAACGCGGGUAUCCCGCUAGUCAUCUGCGGUUCGUUUGGUGACAUUUACAAGCGUAACGCCAUCAACAACGGUCUGAUUCUGGUCGAGUCGCCAUCCUUGAUCAAGGAGUUGACUGAGCGUUUCGCGAAAGACGGGGUGAGAGGCAAGGGUACGAAGAAUGGCGAGUUGACGGAAGUGCCGGAAGGGUGGACGGUAAAGGUGGAUUCGAGAAGAGGGUUGGUGACGGUGACGAUGGGGUCGGAGGGUGAGAAGACGUAUCCUGCGGCCAAGGUGGGCAAAUCGGUGCAAGAGUUGUGGGUGAAUGGGGGUCUUGAAGGGUUUAUCAAGGCUUCAUUAUAG